AUGGCGGCUCCGACGCGAGCAUUCCGGCCAACCAGCGCUGGAGCUCAGAGGGCGCUAGUCUCGAUUCGGCCCGGCCCGCACCAACCACCGACAAAGACGACAAAACAAGACGACGUCAAGACGACCUCAGACGACACUUCUCCCCUGCCGCUCCACCCAUCGCCCCAUCUGCCAUUGCGCAUCUCUCUCCCUUCCUCUCGCUCUGCCAUCGCCAUCCCGGCUAGACGGGUCUCCUCUGGGUCUCAGACUACGUCGUUGGGCAUGCAGGUAUUAUUUCUCUCACGCACAUUCAACCUGGUGCGAAAAUGCCGUCGACGUCGAGGUGGCCAGGGGCCGUGGUCGACCCUCGAUCCCCCACUCAAGGAUCGGGAUUGA
Coccidioides immitis RS is the source of this 375-nucleotide messenger RNA. RefSeq lists its product as uncharacterized. The transcript has a single exon. NCBI's taxonomy places the organism in Eukaryota, Fungi, Ascomycota, Eurotiomycetes, Onygenales, Onygenaceae. Bases 1 to 375 code for a protein of 124 amino acids. The record is from RefSeq and is a predicted model, not a curated record.